AUGCAACAUGGAUCCAGGGUACAAGCCUCACUCCAAACUGAUGGGGUGAGCUCUACAACCUCCACUGUUUCAGCAAUUUUGGGUUCCAGCUCCAGUGGAACUCAGGCAUCAUCUGCUGUUGUUUCCACUACUGGAACUACAUCCACUGUCAGCACUUUAGUUACUGCUGCACCAAAAUUGCCAUCUGAAAUCACAGGGAAGACUGUUGAGGAGAUUAUCAAGGAGUGGAAUGCUGAGUUGCAAGAGCGAACUGGAAAAUUUAGAAAACAAGCAAAUGCAAUAGCUGAAUGGGAUCGCAGGAUUUUGAACAAUCGUGAUGUGCUAUUGAGGCUUGAGAUUGAAGUGGCAAAAGUAGUUGAGACACAGUCAAAUUUGGAGCGGCAAUUGGAGUUAAUCGAGACUCAUCAACAGGAGGUUGAUAAGGCUUUACAAAGUAUGGAGGAAGAAGCUGAACGUAUUUACAAGGAUGAACGUGGUUUGCUUCUUGACGAUGAAGCUGCAUCUACAAGAGAUGCAAUGUAUGAGCAAUCUGAAUUGAUUGAAAGGGACCUUGAGCAGAUGACUGAACAAAUCAAAUCGGUUAUCCAAUCCCUUAAUUCAAACCAGGGUGGAGAACUUGAUAGCCUUGAUGGAAUGACUCCAUUAGACGCAGUUGUUCGAAUUCUAAAUAAUCAACUAACCUCUCUGAUGUGGAUUGAUGAAAAGGUUUUUCCCAUGAGAUGGGAGGGAUUUGAAGAUGCUGAGGAAUUUUCUUCCCGUAUUCAGAAGCUAGCUAACCAAGGUUCUGCUUCAGAUCGUGAACUGACGGGUCCAGGAAUCUGGAUUGCUACUCAUAGUGGGAAGAAAACAGAGUAA
Sphenostylis stenocarpa is the source of this 855-nucleotide messenger RNA. Lineage: Eukaryota; Viridiplantae; Streptophyta; Magnoliopsida; Fabales; Fabaceae. The record is from the annotation of a GenBank genome assembly.